Molecule: messenger RNA, 1453 nt
Organism: Manis javanica (Malayan pangolin)
Lineage: Eukaryota; Metazoa; Chordata; Mammalia; Pholidota; Manidae
Gene: ACTL7A
Product: actin like 7A
Source: RefSeq, a predicted model, not a curated record
UCCAGAAAGCCCCAGGUCACAGGUUUAUGUCAUAAUCAGUGAUGUCAUCAUUGGGUAAAUUCUCAAGCUGCCCUCUGAUUUAAGCCUCUCAAGCCCUGGAGCUGGUGGGACCAAGGAUCUUCCCAAGGGCAGGAUGGCUCUUGACGGCAUGGGGGCCCCACAGGUGGUGACCACAGGGGAGGAGCCUGCCGAGAGAGUGGGUGGACAGGCCUCCCUGCAGACACAGGGCCUCCAGACUGCCUCCUUACAGGAUGGCCCAGCUAAGCAGGCCGUGUGGGUCCGCCGCAGCCCCUCAGGGCCACAAGAACCUACUGAGUCAACAGUUGUCAGGGCGCUGUCCAAGCCAGCAACCAAAGCAGUGGUUGUAGAUAUUGGCACAGGCUACUGUAAAUGUGGCUUUGCGGGGCUCCCAAAGCCUACCCAUAAUAUCUCAUCAACAGUGGGCAAGCCGUACAUGGAGACCGCCAAAACUGGGGACAAUCGCAAGGAGACAUUUGUGGGGAAGGAGCUUGUCAAUCCAGGGGUUCGUCUCAAACUAAUUAAUCCUCUGCGACAUGGCAUCAUCGUGGACUGGGAUUCAGUGCAGGAUAUCUGGGACUAUCUCUUCCACCACGAGAUGAAGAUCGCCCCAGAGGAGCACGCAGUGCUGGUCUCAGACCCACCCCUGAGCCCAUACACCAACAGAGAGAAGUAUGCUGAAAUGCUGUUUGAAACCUUUAGCACUCCUGCAAUGCACAUCGCCUACCAGUCCCGCCUGUCCAUGUACUCCUACGGACGGACCUCUGGCCUGGUGGUGGAGGUUGGCCACGGCGUGUCCUAUGUAGUCCCCAUCUACGAGGGCUAUCCUUUGCCCAGCAUCACCGGACGGCUGGACUAUGCGGGAUCUGACCUGACAGCCUACUUGAUGGGCCUGAUGAACAGUUUGGGGAAACACUUCACAGAGGACCAGAUGGACAUUGUGGAGGACAUCAAGAAGAAAUGCUGCUUUGUGGCCCUGGACCCCACUGAGGAGAAGAAACUCCCACCUACUGAGCAUACAAUCCUGUACACUCUGCCAGAUGGGCAGGAGCUACAUCUAUGCCAGGAAAGGUUCCUCUGCUCAGAGAUGUUUUUCAAGCCUUCUCUGAUCAAAUCCAUGCAGCUGGGGCUCCACACUCAGACGAUGUCCUGCCUUAACAAGUGCGACAUCGCCCUCAAACGGGACCUCAUGGGGAACAUCCUGCUCUGCGGAGGCAGCACUAUGCUAAGUGGUUUCCCUGACCGUCUGCAGAAGGAACUGAGCAGCAUGUGUCCCAAUGACACCCCCCAGGUAAACGUGUUGCCAGAAAGAGACACUGCCGUGUGGACAGGUGGCUCCAUCCUGGCAUCACUUCAGGGCUUCCAACCACUGUGGGUCCAACGCUUUGAGUACGAGGAAUAUGGGCCUUUCUUCCUCUACAGAAGGUGCUUUUGA